This is a messenger RNA of Rhodofomes roseus, 864 nucleotides long. RefSeq lists its product as uncharacterized. Bases 284 to 796 code for a protein of 170 amino acids. The transcript has 3 exons. Lineage: Eukaryota; Fungi; Basidiomycota; Agaricomycetes; Polyporales; Fomitopsidaceae. The record is from RefSeq and is a predicted model, not a curated record.
GCGUACCUUUGCACAAUGCCAAGUUCCAGCCCCAGACGGCGUCAUGCUUUGGUACGCUUGGCCUGAGUCGAGAGUGGGCUGUAGAAAGUGAGAAAACACAACGGUUGCUCACCUUCUGACGCAUAUCCACUCGUUCUACCGCACUCUCCUUCACCUGUCAUCCCUUACUCUCAUUCUACUCUUAUCCUGCAUUCUCGUUUCUUCAUUUAAUCAUCUUCCAACUCGGCUCCUCCUCAACAGACUUGUCGAGUGCUUACUAAGAGCCUUCAACUUUCCGAGUCCAAUGGAGCGCCAACCACCGAUGUCGGACAAAGCCGCGGGGAAGCAAAAGGCAAGGCGACUCUCAGAGGACGAGGCCGUCGGCCCACCGGCAUCCGAAGGUCUCCAUGGUCUGAGUACUACAGAGUUCCGUUCCGAGUCUACUGUGCCUACUACCGAACGUUUCCGGUCUGGUGGACAGACUCGGACGACAGAAGACUCUCCUGAUACCCACGGUCCUGUGCCAGCAGUCAGUCAAGCCGGCACGCCUCGUCCAUCCUUCCACACGCACGCACCAUAUAGUAAUACACCUUCCUAUUUUCUUCAAGGGCCGUCCCCGCCGUACAGCCUGUCCCCUCCUUUCGACAUCUCAUCUCACUCCACUUCCAUGCCGCCCGCUGCUCAUCAAGGCUUCUCACACUACCGUACCAACCAAGCCUCGGUGGCGCAUCCGUACCCGUAUUCCCUCCCACCUUCUACCGAGCAUGAACCGUCUACGUACAGUGACCCAUACGGCAUCAGGAAAAAGCCCACCUGAGAAAUCUCAUGUAGGUUCGGGAAUUAUCAAGAAUAUUCAGACACUUCGGGCUUUCUCAGGAAACGGCG